UGGAUGUCCAAACUAGUGUCGACGUUGCACAGCAAACGCUCUCAAAGAGCGAUGGAAAUUGACUCGCAGUCGCCUGCGUAUGAUGCCUCUGAAGAGGACAACGAUCCGCUGUCCGAGUCGGACGGACCCCACCACCCGCCAACAAGGAAACGAGCAUUGAACAACAGCAAUGCGACAGCAAAGAGACACCAACUCGCCCAAAGCAUCAUAUCUGACUCGGAUGGGGUCGAUUCACCUACCUACGAUGGGGAUGUUGAGUCGAGUGCGACUGCAACUUCGACGACAAGGCCGCAUCUGAGGGAGCACCACCAUACGACGUCAACAUCAACUUUCGAGGGAAAUGAAACUGUGGAGCCAGCAACUACAGAUGACGAAGAAGAAAUGAAAUUAGCCGCCUCGACGUUAUCCGAGCCAGCGCCAGCUCCAGUCUCGACUGCUGCCUUCGAUCCAGCUGCCUUGACCCCUGAAGAUAUCAGAGACUACGUACAGAAAGCCAUUAACGGAGACGAUGGAAGGGUCUACAAAACCAACCCACCGCCACUCGAUAGGCCAGCGAGGAUUUAUGCGGACGGUGUCUAUGACCUAUUCCAUUUCGGGCACGCCCUCCAACUUCGUCAAGCUAAACUCUCCUUUCCCUCCGUAUAUCUCCUCGUCGGUGUGAACUCGGAUGAACAAGUUCGGGAACAUAAGGCGCGCGGUAUCAUGACGCAUGCUGAGCGUUUAGAGGCCGUUAGACACUGCCGUUGGGUAGACCAAGUAGUCCCUGAUGCGCCAUGGAUCAUUGACCAAGCAUUCAUCGACAAACACCAGAUUGAUUAUGUUGCACAUGACGAGGUCCCUUACGCAGCUGUCGGGCAUGACGAUGUCUAUGCGUUCUGCAAGAAGCAAGGCAAAUUUCUCCCAACAAGGCGAACACCGGGCGUCUCGACGUCCGAAUUACUCGAGCGCAUCGUGAGCGGAUAUCGGCAUCGGAUGUUUGACGAAAAGCUAGAGAAGAUGGGUCACAGUGAGCUCAAGGCCGAAGGUAGUGACUAUGAUGAUAGUAGGAUGGGCAGUCGACGAGAAAGUAGAGUUGCCAGUCCAGUGCCAGUAUGGCCGGGUGUCACUCCAUCUAUAAGGUAUGUUUCCUUCAACAUGCCUACCGACACGCUCCGCUUCUUCGGUAAAAUCCUUACGUUUGGCUUCCCGCUCAUUUUGACCGCGGUUGGGCGACGUAUCCUUGCAUUCGUCCACCGCCUGACGUACAAUCCCUACUCAACUCCAAGAGAUGAUAUGACAGAACCUCAACCCUAUAGUGACCCGAAAAGCAAAAAUAUUGUAGUGUUGGGCGCCUCCUUUGCUGGCAUGCAAGUCGCACAGCGUCUCGCGGAAACACUGCCUAGCGGAUUCCGCGUGAUCUUGGUAGAGAAGAACAGCAAGUUUCACUUCCAAUGGGUUUUGCCGCGCUUUGGGGUCGCCCCAGGGCUGGACAGAUGGGCGCCAUUCAUUCCAUAUGACGGAUCGAUGAAGGGGGUGACGAUGGCCGCUGGGUCAGUUGAGCUGGUCUUUGGAGAGGCAAGAAAUGUGAGCGCAGGGAAAGUAUUGGUGGUGUUGAACGAUCAAGGCCGGGAGGCGGUAAUUCCAUGGGAAUUACUCGUAAUCGCAACUGGCUGCACGCAGUCUGCACCGGGGAAUGUCCAUAACGAAGCAGAGCUGUCGGCAUUCCAGAUUAAGGUCGAAUCCCCUGCAACUGAUCGCAUAGCUAUUAUCGGUGGGGGAGCAGUUGGUGUGGAGCUUGCAGCAGACAUUCGAACCUUCUUCCCAGAGAAAAAGCUCGUCAGGAUAUAUCAGUCCAAGGGGACAUUGUUGUCUUCCUUUGGCCCGCGUUUGGGACAGCAUGCGGAGAAGGUUUUGAAGGAGUUGGGAGUCGAGGUGGUGUUAGGACAGCGGCCACGAAUUACUGGAACCACCACAUUGACGACAGACGACGGCGAAGAGACUUUCGAUCUGGUGAUCCCAUGUACCGGACAAAAGCCCAACUCGGCCUUCCUGCAAGACAUGGCUCCAAAUGCAAUUUCCAAGGAAACAGGUCACAUCAUUGUCCAUCCAAGCUUGCAAAUUUCCUCCUCAACUCUCGACGACGAUUCCCAUUCUCGCAUCUUCGCACUUGGCGAUGUUGCGGCAACUGGUGGACCCAAAAUGGCCCGUGCAGCGCAUUUCCAGACGGAAAUUGUAGUGAAGAACGUUAACUCGAUGAUCAGAGGUGAAAAGCCAAAGCACGUCUAUUCACCAGUUCAAAACUAUUUUCUGGAAGGCUCCAUCAAAUUGACAUUAGGAAAGGGCAGAUUUGUUGCAUAUGGCGAAGAGAGUACGGAAGGUAAUGGGAAUGUAUUAGUGGAAGGGAAAGAGAAGAAGGACGAGUUGGGCGUGAGGAUGUGGUGGUGGCGGUUGGGCGCCAAGUAUCAAAAGCCAAGCAGCUAG
Messenger RNA from Mycena indigotica, 2460 nucleotides. Its product is annotated as Cholinephosphate cytidylyltransferase. Gene Ontology annotation, biological process: CDP-choline pathway. The record is from RefSeq and is a predicted model, not a curated record. NCBI's taxonomy places the organism in Eukaryota, Fungi, Basidiomycota, Agaricomycetes, Agaricales, Mycenaceae. The coding region runs from base 4 to 2460 and encodes 818 amino acids. The transcript has 6 exons. Gene Ontology annotation, cellular component: nuclear envelope. Gene Ontology annotation, molecular function: phosphatidylcholine binding; oxidoreductase activity; choline-phosphate cytidylyltransferase activity.